Messenger RNA from Carassius auratus (goldfish), 7787 nucleotides. RefSeq names its product mediator complex subunit 13b (gene med13b). Gene Ontology annotation, cellular component: mediator complex. The record is from RefSeq and is a predicted model, not a curated record. Gene Ontology annotation, molecular function: transcription coactivator activity. Gene Ontology annotation, biological process: positive regulation of transcription by RNA polymerase II. NCBI's taxonomy places the organism in Eukaryota, Metazoa, Chordata, Actinopteri, Cypriniformes, Cyprinidae.
UGCCAAUCGGAGCCGAGUAGAGUAGAGUAGAGUAGAGUUGUGUCCCUGUGGCCGCCAUUAAAGGAUGCGACCAAUGUAUUCAAACAAACCAGUGAGACACAGCUGAGCACAGCACAGCCUUGCCUCUUUUAACUGUAUUUUUUAACCAGAACCUUUUACUUCUAUCGCCAGCGUCUCCGCGAAAGGCCGUUGACGAGCGUCCGGUGAAGACCUAGAAAGCAGCGAGUGAUUUUUAGUCAAAUUUGAAGCUGAAGUCUUCUGUCUUGAACUGUUUGUUGCUGCCUCGCUUAGCUUAGCCCGAUGCUAUGCUAAGCUAAAGGGGGAGGGCUUGAAUUCACCUCCCUACUCUCUCGGACUGCUAAAAUUACAUAUUAAUUGAUGUAACAAAAUUUUGGGGGUGAACAAUAUCUCACCGCGGAUCAUGGUAAAUGCAAGCAGGGAGUUUUUAGCGCAACUGUUCCUGGUAAGUGAGUAACCUCUAGCGGAGUCGUAGCGGAGCUAAGCUAAUUAGCUCGCUGGACGCGAAGCCGAUUGUGUCCGAGAGACGGAGACCCUAUCCAACCCCCCUCGCAUUAUCUGUUCCUGGGAUCUGAAAGAGAGGAUGGCCCGCUGGACUGAGCUUUGAUGAUGAGUUCUUGUUUUGUACCCAACGGGGCAAGCUUGGAGGACUGCCACUCCAAUCUCUUCUGCCUGGCUGACCUCACUGGGAUCAAAUGGAAGUGUUUUGUAUGGCAGGGCCCAACCUCGUCCCCCAUCCUCUUCCCGGUGACGGAGGAGGACCCCAUCCUGUGCAGCUUCAGUCGCUGCCUGAAGGCAGACGUGCUGAGCGUGUGGCGGAGGCACCAGACCCCGGGCCGGCGGGAGCUCUGGAUCUUUUGGUGGGGAGACGACCCCAACUUUGCCGAGCUCGUCCACCAUGACUUAUCAUGUUAUGAGGACGGUUCGUGGGAGAGCGGCCUGACCUACGAGUGCCGGACGCUGCUCUUCAAAGCCAUCCAUAACCUGCUGGAGCGCUGCCUCAUGAACCGAUCCUUUGUUCGUAUCGGCAAGUGGUUUGUCAAACCCUACGAGAAGGAUGAGAAGCCCAUCAACAAGAGUGAGCACCUGUCCUGCUCCUUUACUUUCUUCGUACACGGAGACAGUAAUGUGUGCACCAGCGUGGAGAUUAAUCAACACCAGCCUGUCUAUCUGUUGAGCGAGGAGCACCUGACUUUGGCCCAGCAAAGCAGCAGCUCGGUUCAAGUGAUCCUCUCUCCGUAUGGUUUGAGUGGGACUCUGACGGGCCAGUCCUUCAAGCUGUCAGAUCCACCGACCCAGAAGUUGAUCGAAGAAUGGAAGCAGUUCUAUCCCAUAGGCCCCAGCACCAAGGAGGUCACAGACGACAAGAUGGAUGACCUCGACUGGGAGGAUGACUCCUUGGCUGCUGUUGAGGUUGUUGUUGCUGGGGUGAGGAUGGUGUACCCAGCCUGCCUGGUGCUGGUGGCCCAGUCAGACAUCCCAGUCAUGGCUACAGUGAGCUCUUCCACCUCCUCGGGCUCUUACUCAGGAGGUCAGCACAGUCACAUGAUCCAUGGAGAUACUGGCAUCUCUUCAGUCACCCUGACUCCUCCCACUUCACCAGAGGAGGCUCAAGCAGUUUCUCAGCCUGCCCAGAAAUGGGUGAAACUCUCCGCUAUGUCAGGCGCCUUUAGUGUGGACAGCAGCAGUCAUCACGGAGGCAAGAUCCCCCGCCGGCUAGCCAGCCAAAUGGUGGAGCGAGUCUGGCAGGAGUGCAAUAUUAACCGAGCCCAGAACAAGAGAAAGUUUUCAACCAUGUCUAAUGGAGUAUGUGAGGAAGAAACGGACAAAGCUUCUGUUUGGGACUUUGUGGAGUCAUCUCAAAGGUCGCAGUGCAGUUGCUCAAGGCUUAAGAACCAGAAACAGCGGGCGUGUAGCACCCCCGGGCAUCCUCCAUCUGCUGGCCAACCUCCUCAGCCCUCUACCAAACACAAGAUGGCGGAGAAGCUGGAGAAAGGAGACAAGCAGCAAAAGAGGCCCCAGACGCCCUUCCACCACCGCAGCUCUCUGUGUGAAGAACAGCCCAACUUGGAGCAGGGAGAUGGCGUUCACAGGCUGUGUCUGCAGGGCCAUGAGGACAGCUGCUACCCCAACCUACACCAUGCUGACGUCACCUCCAGCAAGACCCCAAUGCUGCACAGCUCAACUGAUGAGAUGGGUGGCUCCCCUCAACCCCCGCCCCUCAGCCCGCACCCUUGUGAGCACGGAGAGGAGACUGCCGACGGCCUAAAGUCUUCCUCCUCACCCUUGCACCAACACUUCUAUCCUCCUUCCUCUGAGCCCUGCCUGGUACCCCAGAAACCCCCAGAUGAUUCUUCACUAGACCCAAUGCCUUUAUCCUGCCCACCUCCGUACCCAGAGUCCCUAGAAGCCUCCGUGUACAUGGGCUCCGCCAUAAACCCCAACGAGGACACAACACACAACCCCUGGAGGUACUUUAGGGUGCCUGGUAGGAAGAAUGCGGAUUUCCAAACACCUCAUCUUCCUGGGGUCACACUAUUCGAGGAUGGUAACAGGGCCGGAUGCCAGGAUGCUGUUGUGUCAGUUACAGAGUUUAUGUCCUCCUCCAAAAGGCCUCUGAAAGUGUCGGAAGAGCUGGUGAAGAUGUACGAGCAAAAGAAAAAACAGUAUCUCUCAGCAGCUGAGUGCGAUGGGGACCAGGAGCAUGAAUCUGACCCUUAUGCUUUUGUGGAAGGAGAUGAUGAGUUUACUUUCUCUGAUAAAGACAAAAAAACAGGAGCCGAGAGGGAGCCCGGGAAGAAAAAUAAGAGGGAUGAUGGCAGUUUGUCAUCUUCUGAUGGUGAGUAUUAUUUCCUUACACUUAAGUUGAUAAAAAAAUGUUCAUUGUUUCUGAAAAUGUUCCUGAGGGUCAUUUUGAACACACCUUUUCACACAGAUGCCCAGGGGUCAGCUGGCAGUAAAUCACUUCCAACCACCAGCUUGAUUCACGAGACAGAUCUGGUUGUGUCCAUUAAUGACCUGGACAACCUCUUUAACUCUGACGAGGAUGACCUGACGCCUGGAUCCAGAAGAGCUGCUGGUGUAGCAGAGGGAAAAUUUGGUAGGAAAGAACCAAAACCAGCAGCGCCAGACCCCCUGCCUUAUUCUGCGGACCUGCACCAGAUGUUCCCAACCCCUCCAUCACUGGAGCAGCACAUCAUCAUGGGCUACUCUCCUAUAAACAUGGGCAAUACAGAGUCAGGGGCUGGCUUCUCUCUUUUGGAUGGGGCCAUCAGCGGGAACUUCAAGAUGGAGGUGGAGGAGGGUUUCUGCAGCCCCAAACCCUCAGAGAUUAAGGACUUCUCCUACGUGUUUAAACAAGAGUCCUGUCAAGCGCUCAUCGGCUGCUCCCUUUACGCCCCUCUGAAGAUGCUGCCCAGCCAUUGUCUGCUUCCCAUCAAGCUUCCAGAAGAGUGUGUGUACCGGCCCAGCUGGACAGUCGGCAAACUGGAGAUGCUGCAACCAAUGGCAGCCAUGACCUUCCUCAACAAGGACAGUAACAUCCCUAGUGUAGGAAGUGCAGUUGAGCAGGACCAGAGCUGCACCCCUCAGACACACAACACCUUUAUGUCCAACAGCGCACCACCCAGCAAUUGCGGCGCUGGCAUCCUACCCUCACCGGCCACCCCUCGAAUCUCUGCCCCGACACCACGGACACCCCGGACCCCACGCACCCCCAGAGGCCCUGCCAGCGUCCAGGGCUCACUGAAAUACGAGAACUCCGACCUGUAUUCUCCCGCCUCUACACCCUCCACCUGCCGACCUUUAAAUUCAGUGGAGCCGGCCACCGUGCCCUCCAUCCCGGAAGCUCACAGCCUAUACGUCACCCUCAUCCUCUCCGAGUCGGUCAUGAACCUCUUCAAGGACUGCAACUUUGACAGCUGUUGCAUCUGCGUCUGCAACAUGAACAUUACGGGGGCAGAUGUGGGCGUCUACAUCAGCGAUCCCAACAUGGACUCACAGUACUCAAGCAUGGACCCCUGCUCUUGCGGUUUCAGCGCGGUCAUGAACCGUCGAUAUGGAAAUGGUGCCGGCCUCUUUCUGGAGGAUGAGCUGGACAUCAUGGGAAGGGGUUCAGAUGCUGGUCGGGAGACUGAGAAGCACUUUGAGGCUGUACGCGUGGCCUCCCUUCAGAUAGGGGCGGCCCUUAAAGAGCAGGUCCCGGAUGAUCUAAUCCUCUUGCUGCAGGACCUGUGCACUAACCCCUUCUCCCCCAUCAUCAGGCCAGAACAUCCCAGCACCAGUCUCAAGACCCCCAUGCGCCUGGAGGAGAGGGACUAUUACUGUGAUUGCUACUUGGCUCUGGAGCAUGGCAGACAGUUCAUGGACAACAUGUCUGGGGGAAAAGUCGAUGAGAUGCUGGUCAAGAGCUCCUCUUUACACCACUGGGCCAAACGCAGUGCUUUCGAUAUGAGCAUGCUGUUCUCUCAGGACGUGCUGAGGAUGCUGCUGUCACUACAGCCUGUCCUGCAGGACACCAUCCAGAAGAAGAGGUCUGUGCGCUCUUGGGGAGUCCAGGGCCCCCUCACCUGGCAGCAGUUCCACAAGAUGGCUGGCAGGGGAUCGUAUGGCACGGAUGAAUCUCCAGAGCCCCUCCCCAUUCCCACCUUACUGGUAGGUUACGAGUAUGACUAUGUAGUGCUGUCACCUUUCGCUCUGCCAUACUGGGAGAAGCUUCUGUUGGACCCGUACAGCUCUCAGCGGGAUAUCGAAUAUUUGGUUGUGUGUCCCGACAAUGAAGCCCUGCUUAAUGGAGCCAAAACUUUCUUCAGAGACUUGACAGCUGUAUAUGAGUCGUGUCGGCUCGGUCAGCACAAGCCCAUCGCUAAGUCUCAUGCUGAUGGUAUUGUGACUGUGAGUGAUGCUGGAGCCAAAUCUCUCACGGAUCAGACUCUCACUGACUGGCUCUCAAAAACCAUAAACAGCAGCAGCGAGGCGUUUAACAAACUCAAACUCUACGCACAAGUGUGCUGUCACGACUUGGCAUCCAUUCUAGCAUCCCAGUCUUUGGACAGCUCACUGCUUUCCCAACGAAACCAAACCAGCUCUACACACACUUCCAGCUCUGGUACCCCCGUAACAGCCACUCAGAAUACCACCCCGUCUACCAGCUGCACCUCCAACACUAACACCACCACCACCACGUCCACCCCUUCGUCCUCUUCCUCCUGCUCUCAGGGCAUAGGCCCCAUGCCAUCUUCCAAGCCCAAUUCUCUACCUCCUUAUGGAGGCUUGCAGUCCAGCCAGCCGACUCAGGGUGCAGGAACUCUGGAUGAUGGCACAUCGGCCACCAGCCAACCUCAGGUCCUGUCUGAGCCCGCAGAAAGCACAAUGGAGAGAGAGAAGGUGGGGGUGCCUACUGAUGGAGAAUCCCACGCUGUCACCUAUCCUCCUGCUAUAGUGAUCUACAUCGUAAACCCUUUCAGCUAUGAGGAGACAGGCCAAGGCGGCAAUUCUAGCGUGUGGACAAUGGGUCUUCUUCGCUGUUAUCUAGAGAUGCUUCAGACUCUUCCUCCUCACAUCAGGAAUGCUGUAUAUGUCCAAAUUAUUCCCAGUCAGUACUUGCUGCAGCCGGUCUGGAGUGAGGAGCGCCAUAUAUACGCACAGCACCUGAAGUCUCUGGCUUUCUCAGUUUACACUCAGUGCAGACGGCGUCUGCCAACCUCCACUAAUGUCAAAACGCUAACAGGCUUCGGCCCCGGCCUGGCCAUUGACACUGCACUACAGAGCAAAGAGAGACCAGAGUGUUUACAUCUCUACGCACCACCGUUCGUCCUGGCACCAGUGAAGGACAAGCAGACAGAGCUGGGUGAGACUUUUGGAGAAGCUGCCCAGAAAUACAACGUGCUGUUUGUGGCCUACUGCCUGUCACAUGACCAGAGGUGGCUCCUGGCUUCAUGCACAGACCAGUACGGAGAGCUGCUGGAAACCUGCGUCAUCAGCAUUGACGUACCCAACCGAGCUCGGAGGAAAAAGGGCUCUGCACGACGGCAGGGCCUUCAGAAGCUUUGGGAAUGGUGCCUCGGUCUCGUACAGAUGACCUCACUUCCUUGGCGCAUUGUGAUUGGCCGGCUCGGAAGGAUAGGUCACGGGGAAUUGCGUGAUUGGAGUAUUAUGUUGAGUAGGCGAAACCUUCAGUCUCUCAGCAGACGACUGAAGGAAAUGUGCAGGAUGUGCGGCAUCUCUGCAGCAGACAGUCCCAGCAUCCUCAGUACCUGUCUAGUCGCCAUGGAACCACAGGCAUCCUUUGUCAUCAUGCCAGACUCCGUGUCCACGGGCUCCGUGUUUGGCCGCAGCACGACCCUGAACAUGCAGUCCCAGUUAAACACUCCUCAGGACACCUCCUGCACUCACAUCCUCGUGUUCCCCACUUCUGCCGGCCUCCAGGCCUUCAAUCCCAACAACGAUGUCACAGAUGGCAUGGGCGGCAUGGAUGGGAUCUUAGACCUGCUGUCAGAGAAUGACCUGGUUGAUCCUGAUCUUAUUAACAUCUUACCCAACUCUCCCAACACCUCCCCGGUACAGUCGCCAGGCUCACAUUACCACCACGGAGGAGACGGCAGCAAGGGCCAGAGCACAGACAGGAUGGAGUCUCACGACGAGUCUCCCAACAUCCUCCAGCAGCCCAUGGCUCUGGGCUACUUUGUGUCGACGGCUAAAGCCGGCCCACUGCCUGACUGGUUCUGGUCCUCCUGCCCACAGGCAAAGAACCAAUGUCCACUCUUCCUGAAGGCUUCUCUGCACCUUAAUGUUUCAUCAGUGCAGUCAGAUGAGUUGCUGCACAGUAAACACACUCACCCUCUGGACUCCAGCCAUACCUCAGAUGUGCUCAGAUUUGUGCUGGAACAGUACAAUGCCCUUUCAUGGCUGACCUGUGACCCAGCGACUCAGGACCGGCGCUCUUGUCUGCCUGUGCACUUUGUUGUGCUCAACCAAAUGUACAACUUAAUAAUGAACAUGCUCUAACCAACGAGGGGGUUCUGCACAACUGUUGCCAUGAUUUCUCCCAAAAGAGCCUGCAGAGACACAGCAUCACUGCACUGCACUGCCGCCGCAGGCCUCCACGCUGUGGACACGGCUGGGCAAACCAACCUCAAUCAGACCGCGCACUUACGGCAAGGCCAAGCUGCCCAGUUCAUGCCAAGUGUCCAUCUCACAACAACUGGAGGGAAAGAAACUAGUCCAUGUCAGUGGACUCAAGUCCUGAUAAUGGCCUGAAAGUGCAGUCUGGGUCAGGUUUUAUCCAGUUGAAAUGCCUGCAUAUAUCUUAUUUAUUGUACGUUUUUAAAUGUCAUUUCUUAAUCUUUUAUAUUAUAUAAAGACAGGAAGCUGCAUAUUGCCUUCCUAAAUGAAUUAAAAAUGGUUUGUCAUGUAUGUAAUUGUCUUAAUUACAGAACCGACAAGUGAAUUUGCUGUUGGUUGCUUUUAGAGGAAUAUUUAGAGAAAUAUUUUCUCCACAAUUUUUACUGUCACAGUGUACAGAAUGAAGUAUACAGGAGCUCCCGUUCUUACCUUUGUGUGGUGGGGACUUUAAGAUAAGGCUGUAGCUACAGAAUUCCUGUACAGCAAUUUAAUGUUCAAAUAAGAGGACAAGAGGUACAUUGUCGGAUUAUAUAUUUUAUAUCACAAAUUUAGAGAAUUGUGUGUGUAUAUAAAUGUGUACAUACAAUUGUGUGCCGCUAUGGAUGGUGCAGCUAAUGUUUUAGGAAUAAAGUGUGUAAAACCUGAAA